Molecule: messenger RNA, 1560 nt
Organism: Gryllus bimaculatus (two-spotted cricket)
Lineage: Eukaryota; Metazoa; Arthropoda; Insecta; Orthoptera; Gryllidae
Source: the annotation of a GenBank genome assembly
AUGUGUAUAUUGGCAACGAUUGAUUCUAAAUGGCAGCUGAACUUGCCGCCCGAAAUUUUAAUGGUUGCGAGACUAUUGGCAAUUUUAAUUACAAUGCAUAUCUCUAAUCUAAAAAAUGAGUUUUAUCAACCGCUGAUAGGAAAUAAAAUAUUGUUGCUGGUCCAUUAUGAUGUGGAUGCAGUAUGUGCCUGCAAAAUUUUACAGUAUCUUUUUAGAUCGGACCAUAUAUCAUAUACUCUUGUUCCAGUUAGAGGUGUAGAAGAAUUGAAAUAUGCCUUUCUCAGUUUUUGUAAAGAAGUGAAAUAUGUACUGUUCGUGAAUUGUGGAGGAACAAUAGACCUGAUAGAUACACUAGAGCCUGAAAAUUCAAUAGUGUUUUUUGUUCUGGAUGCCCAUAGACCUACUGAUGUGUGUAAUGUGUAUUCCCCAGAUCAGGUGAAAUUGCUGGUUCCACGUUCUGAUGAUGAAAAAAUUCCUCAUCCAUCUGAAAUAUUCCGAGAUGAGUCAGAUGAAGAUGACGAUGAUGAUGAAUCAGGAGAUGAGGGUGAUCGGCAAGAUAGACGUCGUCAGAAGGCUGAAGAAGCUAUGAGAAAGCGAAGAGAGAAAAGGCAAUGGGAAGAAAACAGAAAUCAUGUUCUCUUCAGUUAUACUCAGUACAGUUAUUAUGGAAGAUCAAGUGCUGUUGUGAUGUAUGAACUUGCUUGGAGGAUGUCAAAAGACACAAAUGACCUUCUGUGGUUGGCCAUUGUUGGAGCAACCGAACAAAUGCUGUUGGCAAAAGUAGAUUAUCAGCGUCUGCAACUAGCGUUAUAUCGUCAUUGGACUGUUGAAGCAAGUUUACGAUAUUCUCGAUAUUCUGCUACGAAGUUGCGGCUUUGGACUUUAAGGGGAGAGAGCAAAGUUCAAGAACUCUUGGCUGAAAUUGGUCUUCCGCUGGUGCAAAGCCGCCAGAAAUUUACAUCAAUGAAUAUGAUUCUAAGAAAAGAGUUUCCGGAAAGUAUGGAGAAACUAGGUGAGAAGUAUAACAUGGAUAGGAUCAUGACUGCUACCUUCUUCCUCCAAUACGGUUACCGUGGUCGCUUUUGUGCCUUUGACUUUGUUUAUGGUGUUCUUGCUCUUCUGGAAUCUCGUGGAACUCUUGAUGUUCAGUUGUAUUCCAGUCCAUUGUGCUUGGGCUUGCUUGCUCAGUUUGCAUUGGAAGCGUAUGUGGGCUCGUCUCGAAGCAAGAAGGCUGCAAGCCAACCUCUUAUUGCAUCGGCACCACUAGAUCCUGAGAAAGGCACCUGCUUGCUUCUUGGGAUACCACCUGUAGCUGAUGAAUCAUCGAACAAUUUCUUUGGAAAAGCGUUUGAGCAAGCAGGUGAACGAAUUAGUGCUCGAAUGAACAUGGAUUAUUUUGACACCUCCAGCCUGUUGAAGCGCGGCGAGGGCGGCGGCAGGGCUCAACGCUUGGCCGCGUGCCCGAAGGCACGCAAGCGCCUCGCGCGCGUCUGUCUGCCGCCCACCGACCUUGUAAACAAGAAGGCAGAAGGGGGCGGUCGCGCCACGGUGCUGGCGCAG